This is a messenger RNA of Seriola dumerili (greater amberjack), 816 nucleotides long. It is a transcript of the gene hbae5, whose product is annotated as hemoglobin subunit alpha-1. NCBI's taxonomy places the organism in Eukaryota, Metazoa, Chordata, Actinopteri, Carangiformes, Carangidae. Gene Ontology annotation, cellular component: blood microparticle; hemoglobin complex; haptoglobin-hemoglobin complex. Gene Ontology annotation, biological process: hydrogen peroxide catabolic process; oxygen transport. Gene Ontology annotation, molecular function: organic acid binding; iron ion binding; peroxidase activity. The transcript has 3 exons. The record is from RefSeq and is a predicted model, not a curated record. Bases 370 to 801 code for a protein of 143 amino acids.
GAGUUUCUGCACCCGACAUCUCUGCUCCUGACUCCUGUGACCUUAGAUGUCCUCCCAGUGAACCCUGCCUCACCUCUAACUUCUAUAUGUCAGACCAUACGAUCACAUGUGCAGACUCUUGCACCUGAUAUGUAAAUGAUCACAUUUCUUGCCAACUGACGCCCACGAUGUGUCCAGCUGAUACCACCUCUCAGGCUGGCAUCCGGCCACUGAAGGUUCUUUUGGGCGUGGAUGAAGGGGUCCCAUCUGCGUCAGUGGACGCGAUUUGGCAUCCGUUCCCGUGGGUGGGACUGCGGAGCCAACUGAAUUUAAGUAGAAGUCCAAACUUACCGGGCAUCGCCAUCAGGUAGAGAAAGAGAGAGAAGCAACAUGAGUUUGACUGAGAAAGACAAGGCUGCAGUCAAGGCACUGUGGGGCAAAAUCUCCAAGUCAGCAGAUGCAAUUGGAGCUGAUGCUGUGAGCAGGAUGCUCAGCGUCUAUCCGCAAACCAAGACCUACUUCUCCCACUGGCCCGACCUGAGCCCCGGCUCUGCAACCGUGAAAGGCCACGGAAAGAAGGUGAUGAGUGGAGUAAGUCUGGCUGUGUCCAAGAUCGACGACCUGACCAACGGCCUGCUGGAUCUCAGUGAGAAGCACGCCUUCCAGAUGAGAGUGGAUCCGGCCAACUUCAAGUUGCUGUCCCACUGCCUUCUCGUGGUGAUCUCCAUCAUGUUCCCUAAGGAAUUCACUCCUGAGGCCCACGUCGCCUUGGACAAAUUCCUGUCCAACUUGGCCAUGUCUCUCUCUGAGAGGUACCGCUGAGCGGAGAAUGCGGUC